AUGUGUAAGGAGAAGUUCGUGAGAGUACUGCGAGCGGGUCGUCUGAAUUACGGAACUGCUCUGGGCUUACAACGCGCUUUAGCGGAGAAGCAUAAAGUUCAAGAAAAGGCAGGCGUUGGAGGAGAAGAAAAUGUUCCUGACAGUUUGAUAUUGGUGGAGCACGAGCCUGUUUACACGGUAGGGAUUCGAGACAAGGCCUAUGAUCUUGAGACGGAAACGAAGCUGCGAGGGCUUGGAGCGGAUUAUCACAGAACAAAUCGUGGGGGUUUGAUAACGUUUCACGGGCCCGGCCAAUUGGUAGCGUAUCCGAUAAUAAAUCUAAAAUCAUUUAGUACGAGCGUGCGUCGUUAUGUUUGUCAAAUCGAGCGUAUGACGAUACGAGUUUGUGCGGAAUUUGGAAUAAAAGCGGAAACGACCACGGACACGGGAGUUUGGGUUGAAGAUCGUAAGAUUUGUGCUAUCGGUAUACACGCCAGUCGUUACAUUACGACUCACGGAUUGGCUCUCAAUUGUAAUACAGAUCUGAGCUGGUACGAUCAUAUCGUUCCUUGUGGUAUCGUGGGAAAAAGUGUAACGAGUAUCAGCAAGGAAGUCGGUGCUUCCGUCACCCUCGACGAUGUGAUUCCAAUAUUUAAAAAUGCCUUCAAAGACGAGUUCUCUUGUCGCCUUAUUGAAUUUCCACUCGACGAAGUUUCUGAAUUAUUGCAAACUUCGUCGAGUUCAAAUUCUAAGAUUGGGUCGAGCCCGACUGAGCCAAAGUCUCCUGUAUCUGCCAGAUCUUGAUCACUUUUUUCUUUUUCUCUUUCUAUUUAUUUAUAAUAUAUUUUAUAACGAGAUUUCCUUAAAUUUCGUGCAUCAAACGAAUCCGGAACUGCAACGAAGAUAUUAAGAUUCCAACGAAAUUUCCUAGACCCUGGAAAACUCAGCCAUGCACUCCGCAACGAAAUUACUUUUUCAACUAUUACAGCCUUUAACUUUGUUUAUAAAAUGGUUAGUACACUAUGAAACGAAGGACAACGAUGACUUUUGUCUCUUUAUCUUUUGGACAGCGAAUGCGUUAGGACAAAUAUUUCGAUGCUGUAAAUUUCAGGGAAAUCUUGACACACAUUGACAUUGAAUAUAUUCAAGUUAACCAAUAAUAUAAAGAGGGUGUGAUCUCCACGAAUAAAAUAUGAACGCUCAAAUAGUUGGGUAACGUGAUAGAUUUUAUUUUAUACAUAUAUAUAUAUAUAUAGAUUUUUCUCUUCGCAUAAUAAACAAUACUACACAUCGAA
Venturia canescens is the source of this 1274-nucleotide messenger RNA. It is a transcript of the gene Lipt2, whose product is annotated as Lipoyl(octanoyl) transferase 2. Gene Ontology annotation, cellular component: mitochondrion. The transcript has a single exon. NCBI's taxonomy places the organism in Eukaryota, Metazoa, Arthropoda, Insecta, Hymenoptera, Ichneumonidae. Gene Ontology annotation, biological process: protein lipoylation. The record is from RefSeq and is a predicted model, not a curated record. The coding region runs from base 1 to 783 and encodes 260 amino acids. Gene Ontology annotation, molecular function: lipoyl(octanoyl) transferase activity.